AUGCCAAUCAACGAGAACUCCACAUUUGUCGAACUCCCUUGGCUCGAUAAGGCCUCUAUUGCUUUGCCACACUACAUCUAUUCCACUGGUGUUCCUCUGGAGCUCACUGCCUUCGUCGUUUUGAUUGUUCUCGCUACCUCCAUAGUUAUCUUUGGAGCAUACGCUACAGUCCAACAACCUAAGAACGCCAUUGAUGCAAAUGAGGAUAAGGCCUCUGAGCUUUAUGAUAUCACAGACCGCGACGGGUGCAACCUGUUUCUUGGGUCUGCUGAUAGUGCUAAGAAUGUUGAUUUGGAUAUGAUCAGCUACAAGACCGCGUUGGCUUUUCCUGUCCUCGCUGCAAGUGCCUUGUACGGGUUGGACUAUCUUAUUCGCAAGCUUGACGUGUCAAAGAUCAAGUUGUUGAACUACUAUGUCGUGUUUUCGCUGUUUGGCUCAUCGUUUGUGCUGUACAACAUCUUCACCGCUUCAGCAGCGAGGAACUUGGGCUACUGGCUUGGACUCAAGGGUAACCUGUCUGCGUUGAUCAAAAGGUACAGAUUGACUCUUUCAGAGGAUCACGAGUUGCCCUUGGGUCUGUAUGAGCGCAUUGACCCCAAGGCAAUGGGCAUGUCGAAGAAGAAACUAGAGGAGUUCGAGGAAUUCAUGUGGGAAAGAAACCACGCGCAGUUACUACGUCUUCCGAAGAUCAAGUCAAGAGAUCAACUCACCGCCUUGGUGUUCGAUAGCAGGUUGCUCUACCUCAUUUUGGCCUCAGUGGCAACGGCCACAACAUACUACUUGUACAAUCCUCAGUUGCAGGAAAACUACGAUUUGCCUUCGAUGAAUUGGCUACUCAACAAUACUAUUGCUACGCUUCUUGCCAUGGGAGGACUUGCAUUUUUCAGAAUUGGCAACAUCAAGGUUGCUUCUGUGUUACUCAUUGCUCUUUUUGCCUAUGAUAUCUACUUUGUGUUCAAGUCGACCUUGAUGAUAUCUGUAGCCACAGGAAUUGACUUGCCUGUCAAGAUUGUCUUUCCCAGAGCUCCUGCCUCACUCUUAAACUUUAAGCAGAUUGGCGAUAUGCUGUACCAGCAACUUGCUCUUCCAGCUUCUAUGCUCGGGCUUGGUGAUAUCGUGAUACCAGGAACCUUUGCAUCACUAUGUCUUCGUUUUGACUAUCACCUAUUUUACACCAACAACAAGCUUCCUUUCCAUAAGCUUCGCAGCAUUGGAGUACCCAAGUACUUCACUGCUGCGAUAGUAGCGUACGUUGCGGCAUUGAUGGCCACAAUGACCGCUGUUCAGAUUUAUGAUUGUGGGCAGCCGGCUCUCUUGUAUAUUGUGCCAGCAAUGAUCGGUGCAGUUGCCCUUACUGCCGUUGUCAAUGGCCAGUUUAGAGAACUUUGGGAUUACAAGGAAGACAUGGAAAAAUACGAGCCUGAGAAGUUGAAACAUAAACGUGUAAAGGCAGAUGAAGGUGAUAAAGACGUAAAAAUGACUGUUGUGACUUCAGAAACGUUGUACGAGUUUGGUGAUGUCACUGAUGAGAGUGAUGAUACAUUUAUUAUCGACGAGAGCACAGACGCUGACGACGAUUCCGACGAGUCUGACCUUGAGGCUGAAAUCAGCCAUUUGCUUCAGGACCAAGAAAUUGACGUUGAGCGUAUCUCUGAUCUACUGGAUUAA
Candidozyma auris is the source of this 1668-nucleotide messenger RNA. Its product is annotated as aspartic endopeptidase. NCBI's taxonomy places the organism in Eukaryota, Fungi, Ascomycota, Pichiomycetes, Serinales, Metschnikowiaceae. The transcript has a single exon. The record is from RefSeq and is a predicted model, not a curated record. Gene Ontology annotation, cellular component: lumenal side of endoplasmic reticulum membrane; cytoplasmic side of endoplasmic reticulum membrane; membrane. Bases 1 to 1668 code for a protein of 555 amino acids. Gene Ontology annotation, biological process: membrane protein proteolysis. Gene Ontology annotation, molecular function: aspartic endopeptidase activity, intramembrane cleaving.